Molecule: messenger RNA, 344 nt
Organism: Stylophora pistillata
Lineage: Eukaryota; Metazoa; Cnidaria; Anthozoa; Scleractinia; Pocilloporidae
Biological process (GO): transmembrane transport
Molecular function (GO): transmembrane transporter activity
Source: RefSeq, a predicted model, not a curated record
UGUACCUAGUUGUUUUUAUUUUGCAUCGGCAGCAGUUGUGAUUAAUCUUAGGAAGGAAGUUGUUGUUGUACCCACAAUGAAUUUCUUAAUGUCUUUCUUGCGUGGAAUAUUUUAUCCUCCGGGAACAAAUUCUUUGAAUUGGAAGCUCUUCUUCAUCGUUUUCCUCUCUACAUUGUGUUCUGCAAUGUCCAUCACGAUAUUGUUUCCAUUUUUACCAGCUAUGGUGAAGAGUUUUGGGAUCUCAGAUGAAGACACAGGAUAUUUUGCGGGUCUUAUAGCAUCUUCAAUGUUUAUUGGACGCACAGCAGCUUGGUAAGUGUGGAGUGAAUCUCUAUUUCAAUCAA